AUGCCGUCGAUUUCCUUACGUCGAAAGAAGGUUCAAGCGGAGGGGCCUCAGUCAGCUGGACCGGUGCCAGCGUCAGGUGCUGGGUACCACUAUGAGAUGCUCCCCCCGGCCUCUUCACCAGCACCAGAUAGAGCUGGUGGUAGUUUUGAUCCAGGAACAGAUUCCGGGACUACAGACUCGCAAACUAGUGGUUUGACAGAACCCGCUGCUAGCGAGGGUGCGAUGGCAUUCAAUGAAAGGCCUGAUAGCAGUGGCGGCGGCCGAGGAGACCGUCGUACUACCCGAAUGGCGUCGUCAUCAUCGUUUUCAUCAUCAUCCAGUACUAGUGGAGUCCAUCAUAAACUAGCAUCAGUAUUCUCAUCAUCAUCUUCAACUUCGUCAUCGUCGAAAUCGAGUAGAAAAUCGUUUCUAAAGAGGAAUUCCAGCUCAUUGCUGCGAGCGGGUUCAUCUAGCACCAGCGGUAAAUCAGGGUUUAGAAGAAGAGAUUUGAAAGCUUCUUUAGGAAUUAAUGGCAAGAAAGAAGACCCAUCGUCACAGCCACAAUCACAAUUAGAUAUAGAAAGAGCUGAUGUCAACCGUCAACAACAGGAACAGCAGCAGCAGGCCACUUUCCUGAUCCCGAACUCGACCGGAAGUACAGGCACCAGUCCAAACUCUUAUAACAAUACUUUGUCUCAGACAUCACUCAGUCGACCUGGAAGUUCACCCAAUUUUGGGUCUACACCUGGAGCUUCGUCUUCGGUGGUGUCGCUUCUAUCAAGAGUACGGCAAUCGUUUGAGGAUUUGAGAGAUGUCACUGGGAUGGUCAUGGGUUCAAACAACAACAAUGGUAGCAGUCAUAAUGUCAAUUCAGGGGUUAGCUCGGCUCCGUUGACGUCCAUGACACGAUCUCGAGCUAGCACUUUCCAAUCAGUUCGUUCAACAGAUACCAGUACCACCGGUGUAAGAUCACCUCCAUUACUGCCUCUGAGUACCCUUCAGUCUCCUACUUUUCCGAGUAGUGAACUCCACGGUACCCAGCAGCAGUCAUCUCCACAUUCUAGAACCUCGUCGAUUGUUAUUUUGUCUCCAAGAUUAUCUGCAGCAGGGGUUUCUCCUAUCAGUCCUGUUGAGGCUAAUAGGAGCUCUAGUCGGAGUAGCAGCAGAAUAAACAGCCCUCUUGCAUCUGCAACUACAUCCGAUCUGAUGAUCCCAGCCAUUACACUUGAAAAUCCAGAGCAUCCUACCACUUCAUCGUCACCCCGUGAACAUCAACAGCUUGAAGAUUUACCCGAAAAUGCUAUCCAAAAAGUGACAUUUAACAGUCUUUAUUCGAAAAGCAUUCCAGACCUGAGUUCUACGUCCACUCUUCAGCCAGGACCAAGGGCUAUGGUAUCUGUAUCUGGCGAACCAAGCAAUAACAACUCAAUCCAACAUGCAUCAAAACCUUCAAAUUCCUCUGACAAAUCACGCUCGUAUUCAGGCUUUGGAGCGCCGAACCUUGGAGCCCCACCAUCGUUUAAAGAAAGGUUGAGGCGCAAGACCUUUUCGAUGAUCUUCCCUGAUAACGACCUCCCCUUUGGCAGCGCCAGUCCAACCGAUUCGUCGGUUGCUCAAACAUCAACAUCGUUAACACCAACCACAGCAUCAACUUCAAGUUCAAGGACUGGCUGGAGUAAUAACGCUAGCAUGGCACCACCUCCACAUACUCCUGUGUCGUCAACUUAUACAUCGGACUCACCACCGUGGCAAGCUGGAGUCUUAUCGAGUACUGAUUCAGGCGAGACUAUAGAUUUUGCAUCCUUAUCUACUAGUACCAAUUCCGAAACGCCUUCAGGAGAUACUACUCUUAAACCAAAGCGAGUUCCAUUGAUGAGAUCGCUUUCAAGUCAAGAGGUUAUCGACAAUAGCCAGAAUCAAAAUUCGCCAACUAGCAGUGACUCUGGUUUAGCCACAGUUGUUGAUAGCGAAUUUUCACCUAAAAGUCGUCCCAGAAGUAAGACAGUUGGAUCUGUCUCUAAUGAGUACAAGGCCAUGUCGGCUAGUAGUCACGGGUCUUCCAAUACAAGCAGCUUUCUUCCCCGUCCUUCGUUUGGCUCACUUUUAACCGGAAAAUUAAGAUCCGAGAGUGAGUCGAGUAUUCCAUUUAACAAAAAGUCAUCUCCUAGCCCACGUCCAUCUUUUUCAUUUAGCACAGCUGCUGAAGAACGUCUGCCUGAGCGUCAUAUUGUGGACAACGAGCUUGAAUCUCCAGAGGUAUAUCUGGUACGGUUGAAAGAAACCACUACACUUGGUACAUCAUUAGUGGCGGUGCUCUCCCAAUCCGAUCAACCGUUUCAUCGAGAAGUUUUACAGUUGUGCAUUGACAACGAAUCAUUUGCUGGCGAGCCUCUUGAUAUGGCACUCCGCAAGUUCCUGAUGCAUUUUCGUUUGCCAAAAGAAACACAGCAAAUCGAUAGAGUACUUGAAGCGUUUGCCACGACCUAUCACAAAAACAAUCCCGAUGUUUACGUCGAUCGCGAAACAACUUAUUUUGUGGUAUUCUCGCUUGUCAUCCUACAUACAGACUUUUUCAACAAGAAUAAUCGACACAAGAUGGCCAAGAAUGAAUACGUCAACAACACACGCUCUGACGAUGUCCCAGACGUAGUUCUAGAGGUAAGUGUCACAUGCGUCCCAUUGUUGGGCAAAGAUGCUUUACUACUCCCAAAACAAUACUAA
Molecule: messenger RNA, 2700 nt
Organism: Sugiyamaella lignohabitans
Lineage: Eukaryota; Fungi; Ascomycota; Dipodascomycetes; Dipodascales; Trichomonascaceae
Gene: SYT1
Product: Arf family guanine nucleotide exchange factor SYT1
Exons: 1
Coding region: 1-2700 (899 amino acids)
Biological process (GO): regulation of ARF protein signal transduction
Molecular function (GO): guanyl-nucleotide exchange factor activity
Source: RefSeq, a predicted model, not a curated record